This is a messenger RNA of Exophiala aquamarina CBS 119918, 1431 nucleotides long. RefSeq lists its product as uncharacterized. The record is from RefSeq and is a predicted model, not a curated record. NCBI's taxonomy places the organism in Eukaryota, Fungi, Ascomycota, Eurotiomycetes, Chaetothyriales, Herpotrichiellaceae. The transcript has 4 exons. The coding region runs from base 1 to 1431 and encodes 476 amino acids.
AUGGUUUUCAUCCAACAGUCAUUACCCAAACCUCCAGUCAAACAUUCAGAUGUCGACUGCCUCAAUCUCAACAUUACUGUCCCAAAAUUGGCUUCUGGGAUAGGAGGUCUGUCGAGACAGAAACUACCGGUGUUCAUCUGGACGCACGGAGGCGGCUUCGUAGUUGGAGCAAAUUCAUGGCCUCAAUAUGAUCAUGCGAAACUGGUGAAGCUUGCUGCUAAAAAUGGGGUCCCGAUAAUUGGCGUUGGGAUUAAUUUUCGCCUUGGACUUUCCGGUCUCCUGACGUCCGAAGAGCUCAGACAGCGAGGAUACAAGCCUAACAACACUCUUCGUGACCAACGGAACGCAUUUCAAUGGGUGCGGCAACAUAUCUCUGGGUUUGGCGGUGAUCCUGAUAAUGUCACGGUCAUUGGAGAAAGUACUGGAGCAGUCUCUACGACUCUUCACUUAUAUUCGCCCGAAAAGCUCUUCAACCGAGCCAUCGCGACUGGUGGCUCGUUCCUGCUUGUAGGGCCAUUCUCUUAUGAGACAUAUGAAGGUAUUUAUCAACAAGUCCUUUCCGUUCUUGGAAUCGAUAAGCUCGAACCAGACGAGAGAGUAAACCAGCUUCUUUCACUUCCCCUUGACGAUGUGAUUGCUAGACUGCCGCCUAGCAUUGCGUUUCUGCCCGCAAUCGAUGGCGAGAUUGUACCUACUCGACCUACAUAUGAUGCAGUCUCGAGGCAGGAAGAUCAGGAACUUCCAGGGAAGAAGUGGCUAGAUGGAUUUAUGAUCGGGGACAGCCAAUUUGAUGCAUCGACCCUGGGAGCGAUCAUGGGCCACCUGAAGACUGAUGCACGCAAAAGGUUUACAGCUUCUUUGAAAACUUCCUUAGCAAAAAACCUUCAAGCUGCAGAUUCCGUCCUUGAAGCAUAUGGCUUCAACUCGCCUCCUCUCGCAAGUGCUGCUGAGGACGACGAGGUAGCCUUCAAGAACUACCUCCACUUUGUGAACGAUGUAGGCUAUUAUGCUGCGACUGUGUCAUUUGCACGAGGGUGGCCAGAGCAUAAGCUCUUGACGUUCGCGUUCAACGAACCGAACCCAUGGCCCGGGCUGUUCACGGGCGAAGCCACACAUGUCUUGGAUGUGGUCUUCCUAUUUCAAAAUUAUAACGAUAAGCUGUCCCCCGCCCAGAAGAAGGCGGCUGAGAGUUUUGGAUUGGACUUUGCUCGGUUCAUUGCUGGGCAGCAGCCGUGGCCAGCGUAUUCGACGGCCAAAAAGAAUGCAAAAGUGUUUGGACCUUCAGUCCAGGGGCCAGAAGCAGUUGCCAAGAUCAUCAGUGACAACGAGUCGAGGGAGAUCGGAAGAAGGACGAGAAUACUGGAAAUCGGCAAAGAGAUCGGGUUCGAUGCUCUUGCUGGGGCUGUCGUGCGAUUUCAGAUUGGAUUGUGA